UUAACCAGUUGUUGUUGGUCUCUGCUCUCUCUAAAUGCUAGUGCUUAUAACUGACACUUGUUUGCAGCCUCAUGUAAAAUCGAGAUUCAGAUUUUUUUUCCCUUCAUAAAGACUAUAUAUCAUAGUACUACUGUACUCUUGAGGGAAAUGUUAAAAAGAAAAGAGAAGAGAAUAUAAUAUAAAUUUGUUUCACUGACAAUUGUUCGAAGAAGAAUAGUUGGUUAAGUUUGUGUUUGAAGUUAUCUGUAAAGAAGAAGAGUUGGUCUUUUACUUCAUUUGUAUUUUUCUUCCUUCUCUUCUCUUGGUAUUUCUCCAAAGUAGUUUGAUCUUGAUGGCUUACCAAAUUUGAGCUGAAGUAGUGAGAACUUCCCAAGUUCUGAAGCAAUUGCAGUGUAUCACAAAGCUCAAAGUGUAAUUUUCUUACUUCUUUCAGUGUUCAAAUAUUAGUUUUUGCUGAUGGAAAAGCAUUUAGGACUAAAAAAUCUUUUAGUUUUGGCUUUUAUAUUACUCUCAAUCAGCUUCUCAGAGCAACUACAAUCUUCACAAGUACAGACUCUAUUGAGGAUUCAAAAUCUUCUGAAUUAUCCACCUGCUUUGAGUAGUUGGAACAAUGACACAAAUUUCUGUAAAACUGAGCCAAGUUCAACUGUUACUGUUAUCUGCUAUGAGGAAAAUAUUACUCAGCUUCAUAUAAUAGGGGUAAAAGGGGCUUCUGCAUUACCAAAGUACUUCUCGAUCGAUUCGUUUGUCACUACACUUGUUAAGCUACCUAGCUUGAAAGUUCUAAGAUUAAUUUCUCUUGGUUUAUGGGGGCCAUUGCCUAGUAAACUUUCAAGACUUUCAUUAUUGGAAAUAUUAGACCUAAGUUCAAAUUACUUUCAGGGUGACAUACCCCUAGAAAUUUCAUCGUUAACGAGCCUCCAAACUUUACUAUUAGAUGGUAAUAAGUUCACUGGAAGACUUCCGAAUGGCAUUGGUUCACUAAUGGUUUUGGCAGUUUUGAGUGUGAAGAACAAUUCUUUAGAUGGGCAUUUACCUGAUACACUUCAAGAUUUGCAUAAUCUUCGCGUACUUGCACUUUCGAGGAAUAAUUUUACUGGUGAUGUUCCUGAUGUUAGCAGUCUAGAAAACCUUCAGGUUCUGGAUUUGGCAGAUAACUCUUUUGGACCUAAAUUUCCUCGAGUUAGCAGCAAAAUUCAAAGCAUUGUGUUGAGGAAGAAUAAGUUUACUGCAGGCAUUCCAGAGAAAGUUCAAUCCUACAAUCAUCUUGAACAUAUGGAUAUUUCUUUAAACAGAUUUAUGGGGCCGUUUCCUCCGUCUUUGUUAUCUUUGCCAUCGAUCACUUAUCUUGACGUUGCAGGAAAUAAGUUUACGGGAAUGGUUUUUGAAGAUAAUCAAUGCAAUGCCGGAUUAGAUUUUGUGGAUAUAUCUACUAACCUGUUGAGUGGAAGAUUACCCAGUUGUCUUAUGACCGGUUCUAAGCACAGGAUUGUGCAUUUCUCUAAUAACUGUUUAGCUACUGGAGACAGUAGUCAACAUCCAUUAUCUUUCUGUCGGAAUGAAGCGUUGGCUGUUGGUAUCUUACCUCAUCAUCAGAAGCAAAAACCAUCUCCAAAAGUGGUUCUUGCUUUUAUCGUUUGUGGUAGUAUCACGGGUGGAGUCGUGCUAGUUUGCGCGACUAUUUUGAUUGUCAGGAACUUUCUUGCAAAGGAAGCUGUACGAAAAACCCCAACAAGAUUAAUAGUAGAAAAUGCAUCAUCUGCAUAUACCUUGAAGUUAUUCACAGAUGCAAGAUAUGUUACUCAAGCAAUGAAGCUGGGAUCACUUAGCCUUCCGUCUUAUCGGACCUUUUCGUUGGAAGAGCUUAAGAUAGCAACAAACAACUUUGAUGCAACAACUUUUAUAGGCAGCAAUUCUGACAGCCAGAUGUACAGAGGUCAGCUGAAAGAUGGUUCAUACAUCGCAAUUAGACGCCUGAAAAUGAAGCAAGGCAACAAUAGUCAAAAUGUUAUGCAUCAUAUCGAACUGAUGUCAAAACUUAGACAUCAUCAUCUGGUCAGCACUCUUGGAUACUGCUUUGAGUGUUACUUGGAUGAUUCAAGUAUUAGCAGGAUAUUUCUCGUCUUCGAAUAUGUACCAAGUGGGAACCUAAGGAGAUGGAUCUCUGAUAAACGAAGACUAACUUGGACACAACGUAUAGCAACUGCUAUAGGAGUAGCAAGGGGAGUAGAGUUUCUGCAUACUGGAAUAGUGCCUGGAAUAUUUUCAAAUAACAUAAAGAUAACAGAUAUUGUGUUGGAUCAGAACCUUGUUGCAAAAAUUUGCAGCUAUAAUUUACCUAUUGUGGCUGAGAAUGUAAAGGAAAACUUUCAAAAUUUAUCUAGUAGUUCUAAAGAGCUGAAGAGUGUAAGGGGAAAUUAUGAAGACAAGUCGGAUGUAUUUGACUUUGGAGUAAUACUAUUGGAGAUAAUUAGCGGGAGGCAGAUAAAUACCAAGAAUGAAGCGCGACUCAUACAAAAUCAGUUGCAAGAGAGCAUAAUGGCUAAUGAAGUCUCAAGAAAGAAUGUGGUUGAUCCAGCAAUUAGAAAUUCAUGCUCGGACGAAUCGUUGAAGACAAUGAUUGAGAUAUGCAGUAGGUGUUUAUUACAAGAUACAGAAGACAGGCCCUCAGUGGAGGAUGUAAUUUGGAAUUUGCAGUUUGCUGCUCAAGUUCAGGAUGCAUGGAAAAGGGACUCUUCUAGCAGUGAUGCCUCUCCAAUUUCACACCUCUACAACCUUCAAACCAACUUGUCAUGCAAUAGCAAAAGCUCGCGGAUUUAGUUUAAAUAUGUUUUUUUUUUAACAAUUUCCAACUACAUAUCACCUGCUGCUAAAAGCAUACGUCGGUCCCCGCCAUGGAAAAGUGAAAGGAAUAUAGUUUUGUGUAUAGAUAAAUUUGACAGUACUUAAGUUUUUAUUAGUUACACUCAAUUUUUGAACUAGUUUUGGAGUCACAUUUGCUAUUGAAUUAUCGAAAUGGCUUAAUCCUUU
Molecule: messenger RNA, 3030 nt
Organism: Nicotiana attenuata
Lineage: Eukaryota; Viridiplantae; Streptophyta; Magnoliopsida; Solanales; Solanaceae
Product: probable inactive leucine-rich repeat receptor-like protein kinase At3g03770
Exons: 8
Coding region: 457-2820 (787 amino acids)
Biological process (GO): protein phosphorylation
Molecular function (GO): protein kinase activity; protein binding; ATP binding
Source: RefSeq, a predicted model, not a curated record